This is a messenger RNA of Mirounga angustirostris (Northern elephant seal), 1416 nucleotides long. It is a transcript of the gene ANKRD9, whose product is annotated as ankyrin repeat domain 9. Lineage: Eukaryota; Metazoa; Chordata; Mammalia; Carnivora; Phocidae. Bases 369 to 1319 code for a protein of 316 amino acids. Gene Ontology annotation, molecular function: protein binding. The record is from RefSeq and is a predicted model, not a curated record. The transcript has 3 exons.
CCGCACUGCGCCGCCCGCCGCCCGCCGCCCGCCCGUCGCCGGCGCCGCCGCCCAGCUAUCGGGCCGCGGCGGCUCAGACCGCGGCUGCGGCGGGCGCGGGCGGCGGCGGCUCCCUUCCUCCCGCCCGUCUUGGGGGACGGUGGUUCCCGCGGGUGAACAGUGCGCGCUCCGGCCCUCAGCGGGGACUGGGACGUCAGGUCCCCGGCCCCGCCGCUCCCCACGAUGAGGAAGUUGAGGCUCAGAGAAGGAAAGUGGUAACACUCACGUCCUGUGAUCGCCUGUGAUCUCCUGUGAUCGCAGUCCAGGAACCAGGUGGCCAGCCGCCAGGCCCAUGCCGUGAGGCCCGGAGGCGCCCCGCCGCCACCAGCAUGCCUUGGGAUGCAAGGCGGCCCGGGGGCGGCGCGGACGGCGGGCCCGAGGGCGCGGGCGCGGCGCGCUCGCAGGCGCAGAAGCAGUGUCGCAAGUCGUCGUUCGCCUUCUACCAGGCCGUUCGCGACCUGCUGCCCGUGUGGCUGCUCGAGGACAUGCGCGCCAGCGAGGCCUUCCACUGGGACGAGCGCGGCCGCGCCGCCGCCUACUCGCCCUCCGAGGCGCUGCUCUACGCGCUCGUGCACGACCACCAGGCGUACGCGCACUACCUGCUGGCCACGUUCCCGCGCCGCGCGCUCGCGCCGCCCAGCGCCGGCUUCCGCUGCUGCGCCGCGCCCGGGCCGCACGUGGCGCUGGCCGUGCGCUACAACCGCGUGCGCAUCCUGCGCCGCAUCCUGCGCACCGUGCGCGACUUCCCGCCCGAGGAGCGCGCGCGCGUGCUCGACCGGCGCGGCUGCAGCCGCGUGGAGGGCGGCGGCACGGCGCUGCACGUGGCCUGCGAGCUGGCGCGCCCCGAGUGCCUCUUCCUGCUGCUCGGCCACGGCGCGUCGCCCGGCCUGCGCGACGGCGGCGGCCUGACGCCGCUGGAGCUGCUGCUGCGCCAGCUGGGCCGCGACGCCGGGGCCGCCGGCGCCGCCGCCGGGGCGCCCGCCGCGCCCGGGGAGCCGCGCCAGCGCCGCCUGCUGCUGCUCGACCUGCUGGCGCUGUACGCGCCCGCCGGCGCCGCCGGGCCCGCGCGCCGGGAGCUGCUGGGCGACCGGCCGCGCUGGCAGCGGCUGCUGGGCGAGGACAAGUUCCAGUGGCUGGCGGGCCUGGCGCCGCCCUCGCUCUUCGUGCGCGCUAUGCAGGUGCUGGUCACCGCCAUCUCGCCCGGACGCUUCCCCGAGGCCCUGGACGAGCUGCCGCUGCCGCCCUUCCUGCAGCCGCUGGACCUCACGGGCAAGGGCUAGACCCUGGGGGGGGGGGCGCCCCCCCGGGCGCUGGAUUUUUGGAAAAUCUAUUUUUCAGAGCGUUGUACCCAGCACUUUACAUAUAUUGAUCUCUGUA